GGAACCCGCGCGAUGAAGAGAGCGUUUGUGACCGUCGGGACCACCAGUUUCGACGACCUCGUCGCUCGUGUGGUCGCCAACGAUACGGUUCAGAUACUCAAGAGUCUGGGUUACAACCACCUUGUCCUACAAAUUGGUAGAGGCACUGUGGUGCCUGAGCCAUUCAGUACUGAGCCAUUCACUCUGGAUGUUUACAGGUAUAAGGAGUCUUUGAAAGAAGACCUUCAGCAAGCUGAUCUUGUCAUUAGCCACGCAGGUGCAGGAAGCUGUUUGGAGAGUCUAGAAAAAGGCAAGCCACUUGUGGUAGUUGUAAAUGAAAAGUUAAUGAACAAUCAUCAAUUUGAACUGGCAAAGCAGUUACACAAAGAAGGCCAUCUCUUCUAUUGUACUUGCAGCAUGCUUCCUGGGCUGUUACAGUCAAUGGAUUUAUCAACACUGAAAUGUUAUCCUCCUGGCCAGCCAGAAAAAUUUUCUGCAUUUUUGGAUAAAGUUGUUGGAUUACAAAAAUAAACUCUCAGUACUUUAAAAUACCCCUAAAUCCAGUUCAUGGAAUAUGACUAAAUCAAAAUAAACUGACGACAUGUAUUUGUAGAACAGUAUAAAAUCAAUAUAUUUACUAUAAACAAUAUUAUAAGGAAUUUUGUGGCAUGAAAAUUACAGUUGCGUCUAGAUAAUAAUUUUGGUAAAUGUUUGGGGUUUCCCUAACUUUUGAAUAUGUAGUGAAUCCUGACUUUGAAAACGUAGCCUUCACAGUUUUGUCCUAAAAUUUCAAGAAAGUAUAAAAGCUGGGUAGUGGUGGCACAUGCAUUUAAUUCUAGCCUUUGGGGCCAGAACCAGGUGUAUUUCUGUGAGUUCAAGGCCAUCCUGGUGUACAUAGCAAGGUCCAAGAUAGCCAGAGCUACUCAGAGAAACCCUGUCUCCAAAAACUAAAAACCAUAAAACCAAAAAAAAUUCCAAAAUGUUAAUAAUCAAAUAUUAGAUUUUAUUUUGAAUAAAAAAUGCUAAAAAUGUAACAUUUUGGUGAAAAAAAAUCAGCAUUUGUAGGGUCAUUCUCUUAAGAGACAGCAUUUUUGUAGAAAAAUGGGUUUACUUUGUAGAAGCUAAUAGUUAAUUUAGAAAAGAUCAAAGUAAUUGAUGGAGUAACUACUUAUAUCCUGAAUAAAAUAGAUAUGUUCACCCUUUGAACUUCUGAUCCUUCAAGUGCUAGGAUUACAGGCAUAUGCUACCAUUUCUGAUAUUUGUUCCUCUAAAGUAGACGAGGGAAAUUGUUCCGUGAGUAAAGUGCUUGCUGAGGACCUGAGUUGGCAUCUUCAGGGUAAAUGUUAGGCAUAGCAGUGUGUGUUUGAAAUCCCUGUGCCUAUGAUGAUAUUGGUAGAUGUAGGCAGAAUCCCUGGAAAACACUGGACUAUGGUUAAACGAGGUCUGUUACCAAACAAGGUAAAAAGGAACGGUAGAGCUUGGGGUUUUCCUCUUACCUCCACCAGCUCACUGUAGGACACAUGCCUACAUUUCACAUGACUAUAUUAUACAGAUAUGUAUGUGAUAAGGUAAUCUUAACAAUGCCUGAAAUAGAGAAUAAAUCCAAAAAUAUAACAGUA
Molecule: messenger RNA, 1598 nt
Organism: Rattus norvegicus (Norway rat)
Lineage: Eukaryota; Metazoa; Chordata; Mammalia; Rodentia; Muridae
Gene: Alg13
Product: ALG13, UDP-N-acetylglucosaminyltransferase subunit
Exons: 4
Coding region: 13-510 (165 amino acids)
Biological process (GO): dolichol-linked oligosaccharide biosynthetic process
Cellular component (GO): endoplasmic reticulum; endoplasmic reticulum membrane
Molecular function (GO): hexosyltransferase activity
Source: RefSeq, marked validated